Hippopotamus amphibius kiboko is the source of this 1627-nucleotide messenger RNA. It is a transcript of the gene BOK, whose product is annotated as BCL2 family apoptosis regulator BOK. Gene Ontology annotation, biological process: regulation of apoptotic process; extrinsic apoptotic signaling pathway in absence of ligand; intrinsic apoptotic signaling pathway in response to DNA damage. Lineage: Eukaryota; Metazoa; Chordata; Mammalia; Artiodactyla; Hippopotamidae. Gene Ontology annotation, cellular component: mitochondrial outer membrane. The transcript has 5 exons. Bases 335 to 976 code for a protein of 213 amino acids. The record is from RefSeq and is a predicted model, not a curated record. Gene Ontology annotation, molecular function: protein homodimerization activity; protein heterodimerization activity.
CUCUCGCCGGCGGAGAGUCGCGCUGUGCUGCGCGCGCUCCCCUCGCCCCCGACGGCGCCGCCGGAGCCCCCGAGGCCCCGCGCCCCCCGCGCCCCAGCCCCGCUCAGGCGUGGACAGGGCGGGCGCCAGGGCGGGGCGCGCCGCCUGGCCGGUGUGAACGCAAGGAUCCCGGCCGGCGGAGACGGCGGCCGGCAGAGCCUGAGGCCAGCACUGCUGCCCGGCCCCCGCGCCCGAGACAUGCGGCGGGAGAGGUGAGCGGGGCGGGCGGCGCCGUGGGAGCAGCGAGGCCGUGGACACACGGCGAGGUGCGGCGCCCCCCGCCUGCGUCCCCGCCAUGGAGGUGCUGCGGCGCUCCUCCGUCUUCGCCGCCGAGAUCAUGGACGCCUUUGAGCGCUCGCCCACCGACAAGGAGCUGGUGGCCCAGGCCAGGGCUCUCGGCCGGGAGUUCGUGCACGCGCGGCUGCUGCGCGCCGGCCUCGCCUGGAGCGCGCCCGAGCGCGCCGCCCCCGCCCCCGGCGGCCGCCUGGCCGAGGUGUGCGCGGUGCUGCUGCGCCUGGCAGACGAGCUGGAACUGAUCCGGCCCAGCGUCUACCGCCAUGUGGCUCGCCAGCUGAACAUCUCCCUGCAGUCUGAGACCGUGGUGACCGACGCCUUCCUGGCCGUGGCCACCCAGAUCUUCUCAGCAGGCAUCACGUGGGGCAAGGUCGUGUCCCUGUACUCGGUGGCUGCGGGGCUGGCAGUGGACUGUGUGCGGCAGGCGCAGCCUGCCCUGGUCCACGCCCUCGUCGACUGCCUGGGGGAGUUCGUGCGCAAGACCCUGGCGACCUGGCUGCGGAGGCGCGGCGGAUGGACGGACGUGCUCAAGUGCGUGGUCAGCACCGACCCCGGCCUCCGCUCUCACUGGCUCGUGGCCGCACUCUGCAGCUUCGGCCGCUUCCUGAAGGCUGCCUUCUUCAUGCUGUUGCCGGAGAGAUGAACCGCAGGCCCGGGCGGGGGCCACAGCCUGGCCCCCUGACCCAGGGGGCCCUCGGGCUCGGAAAACAUCCCCCUCCACCCCACUCAAGCCGGGAAGACCCUCGGAGCCCUGCGUGCACGCUGGAGAGCCUGCCCUGAGCCCCUCCUCUACAGACCCAGGCCCUCUGGACGGGGAAGUGGGGGGUUUCCUGGGCCUGGAGCUGGGCUUCAGUGCCGACAGGGGGCCCUUCCCCCUCGCUCCCCCUCUCCCAGAACCCCCACUUGUGCCGUUCUUUCUAGAGCCAGAAAGCCAGGGUCAUGUCCCAGGCCCCGAAGGAAGGGAGCUGGGAACACCAAGCUCUCACUCGAUGCCAGGGCCUGUCUGUCACGGCAGGACAUGAGCUGGCCUCCGUCCUCGUGGGCAGGGGGCCCCGGCCGUCAGGCCUGAAGGUGACUCUGGCUUGGCCGAGGCCGGAGGAGCCGCGGGGUCUUACUGACCCGCAAACGGAGCGUCAGGCUCCUGUGGAGGCUGCUCAAUCCACUUCUGGAGGGAGAGUGUCCCCUGUGCACUGGGUGGGGGGGUUCUUUGUGUGGCAGGGACCUGUGGACGCAAGAACCCGUGACCGAGAAGGACCGUGUGUGUGUUCGACCCCAAUAAAGUUCCGUGGCCGUG